Messenger RNA from Toxoplasma gondii ME49, 1998 nucleotides. RefSeq lists its product as hypothetical. The record is from RefSeq and is a predicted model, not a curated record. The coding region runs from base 1 to 1998 and encodes 665 amino acids. Lineage: Eukaryota; Apicomplexa; Conoidasida; Eucoccidiorida; Sarcocystidae. The transcript is spliced from 7 exons.
AUGGAACGCCAGCAGGAUACCGGGUUUUCUGGUUUUUUGUCUCCGAAACAGUCUUACUCUUCGUCGCCUUCGACUACAGGACAAGGAGUUACAACGGAACGUGUCCAUUCAGAUUGUCCCCCGCCGCCGCCAGCAACGUCCCAAAGAAGUAGUCCAGUUGCCUCGACUGCGCCUACACCAUCGCCAUUAGUGCAGUCUCAAAAACAGCCUUCUUUUGCGCCGUCGUCUUCAGCAGUGACGAAAGAUUGCUCUGGUGUACCUCAGCCAAAUAUGUACGGGCGAUCUCUGGGAGAUUCAUUUCGCCAGGAGAGUCCUCCUCGGCAGGAGCAAACUCCGCAGCCACAACUAGGACAGCUCCCGAGGGCGGCAAGCCCACUGACUACUCCGUCAGGUCCUCAUUCGUCGACAGCGCAUCAUCAACCAAAUCACUAUGUGGGGGGCUCUUGCUUACCAGGAAUCGAUUGCCAAGAAGCUGAUACAGAACCUUACGGUGAAGGACACGCGGAACGGUUGUGGAACUUCAGCGGUAGAGGUUCUCUUUCGUUUGACGAUCUAAUCGCGCAGGUCCAGAAGUUACUCCACUCGAACUCGACGUCAUCGUCUGCCUCUUCUGCUUCGACACCUCGUCGUCCUAGUGGCCGCCUCGGUGAGAUAGUAGAUGUGCCCGGAGAGAGUAAGACAAAAGACAAUAGAAGUACAUGGGCGAGACGACCAAUAUUAGGUAGACCACCUGAACAACAGCAACAACAUGGAACCGAAGAAGGUAGAGAAAUCAUGCAGCGAGGUGAAGAAGAGUACUCCGGAGGUUGCAUCGGACGGCUGGACCUUCAUGUGUUACAAGAAGCAGCAGCGUCUCAGCGCAUACAGGCGUACGGGCCUGGGGGAGACUUCUCCAGCCUGUGUGAACCCUUCAAUGAAGGUGUAACCCAACAUACAACAUCAUAUAUCGACCCACAGGCGUUCGCAGUUCUUCAAGAGCUGCAUCGAACCGCCGUACAGCAGAGGGUGUCAGAAGCAAAAAUCGCGGUUUUGCGCCAGGAAAACGCCGAUCUGAGAAACCGAAUCACGCUUUUAGAGGAAACCCAAACCUUCUUGCAACAGCAGAAUCAGAGUCUCCGGGCGGCGCAACACUCUGCCGAAGCCGCUGGGUCCAGCUUGGGUGAGAGUCGGCCAGCAACAAAUAAGUCAGCAACCAGCAGACUACUCACUCCAUCUGGAUACCAAGGACCGGAUCAAAUUCAGAGUGCUCCGAAUCCAUCCACACCCAUUAUUAAAGGGUCGGACAAGAUCUCAGUCGAGCAAUUUUUGUUGAGCUUUCAUUUUACACUGACCCAAGACUACCCCCAUGCUAUUCUCAAGUUCUGCGCCGACCACAACCUGGUAGUGAAGCUUCUGGGUUACCAUGGAAAACGGGUCGAGCUACUUGAGCGUCAGUACUGCUGCCGCAUUCAGACAUCAGCCCAAGCAUCUUCGUUUCCAGGUUAUCCGAAUGGACGAUGCGUCCUCUUCACCGGCCCGCUGGUUUCAUUACUCCGAGCGUGUGCCGACUUGUACGCUGUGGUAGACACAUCUAGUCCAGGACUCCGAACAAAUAUUGAAGGAUACCGAGUAUGCUUAGUAGUCCCAGGAGACUUUGUUGGACGUCUUCUACGAAGCAACUGUGCGGGACUGCACGCUCUUCAAGAAGCUGGAGGAAAGGCUGUUCACAUUGCGCUUGGAAAUUUAUGUGUGUUAAUGCGGGCCAAUUAUUCCGAGAGGGUCCUUCUAAUUGAUGGGAAUAUUGAGGGCGUUUGUCAAUUCUUGAAUCUGCUGCGGCACAGUUGCAGGGCUUCUGCCGAAGGUUUUCAGGCGGUCAAGGAGGGGUCGGAGGAGGGGGGUCCGAAAACUUGGCGAGUCGGUGGUGCCGGCACAUGGUGCACCAUUUCUGUUGGUGCCACGAGCACGGUGCGGUUUGGAGUCUCGCUGCUCCAGUAUCUCCAUGUACACUAUUCGGAGUGA